Callorhinus ursinus (northern fur seal) is the source of this 1631-nucleotide messenger RNA. Its product is annotated as olfactory receptor 10T2-like. Gene Ontology annotation, molecular function: olfactory receptor activity. Gene Ontology annotation, biological process: G protein-coupled receptor signaling pathway. NCBI's taxonomy places the organism in Eukaryota, Metazoa, Chordata, Mammalia, Carnivora, Otariidae. The record is from RefSeq and is a predicted model, not a curated record. Gene Ontology annotation, cellular component: membrane.
AUGGGCAAUCAUACCACAGUGAGCACAUUCCUUCCGUGGGGGUUUUCCAGUUUCCCAGACUUGCAGGGUCUUCUCUUUGUGAUGAUUUUCUUCUCCCAUGUGACCAUCCUAGCUGCAAAUGUUUCCAUAAUGGUGACCAUCAAACUCAGUCACAGCCUUCAUACCUCCAUGUUCUUUUUCCUCUGUGGCCUGUCCUUUCCAGAAAACUGUACCACUAUGGCAAUCAUCCCCUGCAUGUUAGUGGACUUGCUUUCUGACAGCAAGACCAUUUCUCUUCCUGAGUGUGCCACACAGGUGUUUUUCUUCUUUGGUUCGGCAGCCAAUAACUGCUUCAUCAUGGCUGCCAUGUCCUAUGACCAUUAUACUGCCAUUCACAACCCACUGCACUACCGCAUCUUGAUGACCCAUAAGAUCUGCUUUCAGUUCAUCAUGGCCUCUUGGAUGGUUGGGUUCCUGGUUUCCCUGUGCGUCGUCAUCAUUGUAUUCAACUUGUCUUUCUGUGACUCCAACAUCAUCCAGCACUUCUUCUGUGACAUCUCACCUGUGGUCUGCCUUGCCUGUGACCACACCUCCCGUCAGGAAAGGGCUAUUUUUGUGCUCUCUGCCUUUGUGUUGGUGGGCAGUUUUGUCUUCAUCACGAUGUCCUAUGUCUUCAUUGUGUCCACAGUUGUAAAGAUGCCCUCUGCCCAGGGGAAGGAUAAGGCCUUCUCCACUUGCUCCUCCCAGCUCACUGUGGUGUGCAUACACUACAAAUUUGCUGGCUUUGUCUACCUGAGGCCCAGGGACAGGGACUCGUUGCGUGAGGACAUGCUGAUGGCUGUCACAUAUACAGUGCUGACACCUCUGCUGAGCCCCAUCGUGUACAGUUUCAGAAACAAAGAGAUGCAGAUGGCCCUGAGGAAGGUACUAGGCAAGACAGAUAGGCUCAUUCCACAGUUGGUGAAUAAAAGGACACUGGACAUUUAAAAAUGUAUAGACUGCUGAUAAAUAAAAGUAGAAAAAGUGGAGUAUUUCCAAUGAAAUCAUCUCUUUGUGUACAAAGCAAUUAAAGUAUUAACUAAUUACCUAAAAUAUCCUGACAUCACCAUUUUUCUAGUACAGUGUAUAGUUUUAAAAUAUGUGUAAACAUGUUUGUGUGUGGUGUACACAUACAUACAUAUAAGCAUCCUUAAAGAAUCCAAACUUGUUUUGUAACACGGUAUUUUCAUGAUAGGUAUCUGGUGUCUUUUCUAAGAACUUUCUGACUAGCCCUGUAUCUUGAACAUUUUCUCCUACUUUUUUCUAAAGGUUUAUAGUUUAUAGUUGUACAUUUUACAUCCAGGUCCAUGUUCUAUUUUGUGUUAAUCCUUAUGUAAGGUGUGAGGUUUAUGUCAAGGUGCUUCUGCCCUCCAUGGAUGUCUCAUUGCUCCAGCACCAUUUGUUGAAAGGCCUUCCUUCUUUCAUUGGAUUGCUUUGGUACCUUUUUAAGAAAAAUCAGUUGGGCACCCUUGUAUGGGUCUUUCUCUGGCUUCUCUAGUCAGCCUCUCUGAUUUGUGUGUCUAUUCUUCCACCAGUAACACCCUGUCCUGAUGACUGUAGCUAAGGAGUAAGCCUUAAUAUCACGUGAAGUGAUUCUUCCCACCUUAUUCUUG